Messenger RNA from Cyanistes caeruleus (blue tit), 3993 nucleotides. Lineage: Eukaryota; Metazoa; Chordata; Aves; Passeriformes; Paridae. The record is from RefSeq and is a predicted model, not a curated record.
UUAGGUUCAAACAUAGGACAAGAGAGAAAGGGCCAGCAAAACCUCAGCUCGGGGCAUGAGGAGAGCAGACUUCAGGCUGCUCAGGGAACUGGUACGCAAGGUCCCUGGGAAAAAUGUUAUUGAGGGUGCUGGGCUCCAUCAUUGCUGGUCGCUUUGGAAACAUCACCUCCUAAGGGCACAGGAGCAGGCGAUUCCCAAAUGUUGGAACCCAAGCAGGCAAGGCAGAAGGCUGGCUUACCUGAACAGGCAGCUUCUCUGGGAAAGAGGAUGGAAAAGGAAGUUGUGUGCCCAGUGGGAGUGAGGUCAAGAGAAGAAUACACAGAUGUUUCCUGCCUCUUGCAGGGAGAAAUUUGGUAUGCUGAAAGCUCAGCUGGAGAUGAAGGUGGCCAGAAAUGUGGGACACAAUCAAAAGUGUUUUAAAAUACAUUAAUGGAAAAAAACUUUGUAGAAAUAACCCUACUGUCCCCUUCUAGGGUGUGGAUGGUCACCUCACAAACAGGGAUAGAGACAUGGUACAGGGGUUUAGUGCAUUCUGUGCCUCUGUCUUCAACACUCAUCCCUCCCUUCCCACUGGAAAACAUUGCAUUGUACCAAGGGACACUGGUCCUUGAAGAGGGUAAGUCCUGCUCAGUGGAAAGCAAACCACCCCUGUUUGAUCCACAGCAUUCCCAUCCAAACUCAACAUGUGACAGCUAUUGGGAAGAAAGACACCUUAUCCCAGUCAAAACCAGAGCAGUGGAAGCACCAUGAGCACUCCUUGGCAAAUCCUGAUUUAUUUAUAACAGAGGCACUGCAGAAAUCAGUGAGCUGCUAACAAAAUCUCUUCUUGCCCUCAACAGCCCAUUCCAUCUGAACGGAGAGCUCCCCAGAGACAGAGGAACUCCCUUUGUCUCUGGAGGAUUUUUUCAGGCACAGAGUAGUGUUUGUUUCCAGCUGGUAGUGUGGCAACAUCUUGGGAGCUGUGGGGUUGACACUGCUGGCACCAGCACCCUUCCUGAUGUGCCACCAUUUGGUCCAGGGAAUGAUUCUUUGCAACGGACUGAGCUCCCGUUCUUACUUCCAGGCUUUUUCUGGCCACGUCCAUCUUCAGAGAUGAGCCAGUUCUGCUGAUCCCUGAGGCGGGCUGGGCUGUGACUGCACAAAGGGCCUGAGAGCUGGCAUGAGGCAGGGCUGUGAUGUCCCACAGUUGUCCUGGCCACAGCACUGUGACAUCAUUGCGUUGUCACUCUAUAACACAGGCCAGCACCCACAGCUGCCAGCGCAGUCGCGAUGGGACGUGCCGGAAUCAUGGAUGACGGUGUUGUCCUGAUGACUGUGCUUGUCCUGCUGCUGGCCGCUGUGGCUGUCUGGUGGGCUGUUGGCCACUGGCAACCAUGGAGACAGCAGACAUGGAAAGCGAAGAAGAGCAAGCGCCGCUGGGUCCGGCCUAGAGGCUCACGGAGGAACCGAGGAGCCCCUGUGGCUCCGAGAUACUCCGGGCCCCUAGCGGCCCCUGGCAAGUGGCCACGUGCUCCCGCGAGCCCUCUGGACAGCUCCUGCAGCUGGGGCUCCUGCAUGGCAGUGGCCCAGGAGCUGCAGGAACUGUUGCUGCUCCUCUGGGAUCGCAAUGGGACAUGUGUGCCGCUCUACUCUGGGAUGUGGCAGGCACUCUGGAAAGAACUGGAGGAGCUGGUGAACCGAGGCCACCUGGCCUGCUGUGGCUCGUCUGGUUCCUCCAGAAGCCGCCAUCACCCCAGGAGGCUGCUCCCAGCAAAAUUCUCCACCACCCCUGGGAAAGCCUCAACCCCUGCAAGGAUGGCACACCAGCAGAGACCCACCAUCCAUGCAGGAACCUCAGGCUGUCAGAGACCCUCCAUUCUGCCAGGAGCCUCUGCUAUCUCUGACAGCCUCCAUCCCUCGCAGAGGCUCAGGGAGACCUGUCAGCCUGCAGAAGAUGCAGAGCCCAUGGACAGUUCUCCCAGCUCCCUUGGACUCCCAGACUUCAACAAUAAGGGUACAAGCCUGACCAUUGACAUGGCCAGGGAAAGCCCAGAAGUCCAAGUGGGAGCCCAGCCCAAUCCAGGGGAGCCUUCUCAGGAGCAGCUGGCGGAGCAGCAAGCAUCCUGGAAGCAGCAGUUGUCAUCCCACUGCUCCCAGAACUCUGGGCAAGUUGUGCCAGCUGCCAACAGCCCAAGCCUGGUGGUGGAGACGACCCUCAAGACACCAAGGAGGUUCCUCCAUCUCCAGGAAGCUGCCCCAAGAAAGCCCUUGACUACCACAAAGGCCUUUCUAAGAGCAGCUGCUCCUGGGACCCCCCUGUGCAAAGCCUUGGGCUGUAGCCCCGGCCGUUCUCAACAGCAGAGUCCAGCCCACAACGCCGGGGACAGUGACAGUGACGGUGCCAUCCAGACACACUGCACUCCGGCUCCUGCAGCCUCUGCGUGCUCUGCUGUCCCAGCUCUGCUGCUCAACAGCCCGACGGCUGCAAGGCAGUGGCCACUGCUCGGCAGGCAGCAGGAAGCAGAGCAAAAGAAGAAGCUGCAGGAGCUGUACCAGCUGGGUCUGCAGCUGGGGAGCGGUGGCUUCGGCACCGUUUUCUCAGGCAUCCGCCUCUCAGAUGGGAGCCCUGUGAGUGGCCGUGAUGGCCGGGCGUGCGAGGAGGGUGAGGGAUGGGGAGGGGCAGGACUUGAGCUAAGCCUCUCUCUCUCUCUCAAUGGCUUGCAGGUGGCUAUUAAACGCGUGGCUCGGGACAGCGUCCUGCAGUGGGACGAGCUGCCCGACGGCACCCGUGUUCCCGUGGAGAUCGUGCUCAUGGAGAAGGUGGGCUCUGGCUGCCACAACAUCGUCCAGCUCCUCGACUGGUUUGAGCUGCCUGACAGCUUCCUGCUGGUGAUGGAGCGUCCGCAGCCAUCACAGGAUCUCCUGCACUUCCUGCUGGAGCAGGGCUUCCUGUGUGAGGAGAUGGCACGCUGGCUUUUCUGCCAGGUGCUGGGGGCCAUGCGGCACUGCACUGCCUGUGGCGUCCUGCACCGAGACAUCAAGCCGGAGAACCUCCUGGUGGACCUGGAGAGCGGCGAGCUGAAGCUCAUUGACUUCGGUUGCGGCACCUUUCUCCAGGAGCAGGUCUUCACGCAAUUUGCCGGUGAGCCCACAACCCGGGCCCUGCUCCCAGUGCCAGGCACUGCACGUUUGGCAGCAGAUGCUGUGCCCCAGGAGCUGGCUGCUGGCCCUGCCCACAGGGGCGGCUGCAAAAGCCAGCUCCUGGCCCCUCAGCUUAGCAGGCCCACAAGGGCUUGGGCUGCUCUGCUGGCCUUCUUUGCCUUGCAGAAUGGUUUAUUGGCUUUGGCCAGUUGCCUGGGGGAUGUGGGGUGGCCUCGGGGAGAAGUUGUGUCCACCGCUGCAGCUCCUGCCUCUGCCAGGAGGCGGGCACCAGGCGCUGAAAGCCAGCAGCCUGCGUCUGGACAGCGCCAGCCAUCUCCCCUAGGAACACACGCGUACAGCCCACCCGAGUGGAUCUGCCUUGGCGUCUACCAUGGCCAUUCAGCGACCAUCUGGUCCCUGGGCAUGCUGCUUUAUGUCAUGGUGUGUGGUAACCUCCCCUUCCAGGAGGACCGUGACAUCAGGUUGGGGCAGCCCUUCUUCAGGCAGCAGAUCUCUCCAGAGUGCCAACAUCUGAUCCGCUGCUGUUUGUCCAAGCACCCCGCGGACAGGCCAGAGCUGGAGGAGAUCUUGCGCCACCCUUGGGUGCGGGGCCGGCGUUUCUGAUGCCUUGCUGGAGCCUCUGCAGCACCCACUUCCUGAAUCCCAUGCAGGACUGAGGACCCAAAAAAUAAAACCAUAAACCAUAAGCAUAUUCUAGGCUGUCAAGUCUGGUUCUUGUUAGCAACUUCAGCUAAAGAGACCUCUUGGGAAAAGGGGUGAUCAAAGGCACUCCCUUCAGCCUUUGUCAAGCUUUGGAUGCCUUUCCUCCAGGAUGGUACUUUUGCGUCUUCAAGCACAGGCUGUAGUACAGCU